AUGGAUCCCUCUCACCAACACUUCCCGCAGGAGCACGAGCACGAGCGCCGCCCCUCCGUGACGUCCAACUCUGAUACUCCUGCUGCUUCAUCUGAUGUUUCUUCCUCCUCUUUCCCUUUCCCUACCCUACCAGACAGCUCCCUGGCCACGGGCCCUGCCUCGAGAAACACGCGGAAUCUUGUCAUCGAUAGUUCGAUAGCCAGGCCACCUCCCGGCGCACAGCUGAUUCGACGCAAGCCGCUGUCGUCCUCGGCCUCUCCUAUAGCCACGAGGUACUCGUCCGGCGAAUACCUCACUAUCGCCAGGGGACUUCCCCGGCCGGAGCAGAGAUACUCGCGGUCCUUCUCGGUCGACAGCCCAACUGUCUACGACUUUCAGACUGCCAAAGUACAGGCAGUGACAGGUCUGCAGUCUACCGCGGUCAAGGUGGCGCCGCCAAUCAAGGAGAUAGACAUAGGGAACUCUCCCGGAAUCCAGGAUUCCAACCCGCCUUCUCCCAUGACGCCUGAGCCGGCUGUCAUAGCGGGUGAAGUCAAACAUCCCUUCUUGGCAGACCCCCAAGAGGACCACAACCCUGCAGCACCUCAAACGGAGCUCGCAGCUGGGCUGUCACAACACAGCAAACAAGAUUCGGCCGAGGCGCAAGCUGACACUGCCGCUGCCGCUGACGCUGACGAGGAUCCUCUGAGCGUUCUCGACGGUUAUAAUACCGAUUCGUCCUAUAAUUCUAAUUCUCAUAAUUCUAAUAUGUCAUUGAACGUCGCCAGGAAACCCGGACCACCACAUCUGAGUCUCGUACCAGUCGACACAGACACAGACACAGACACAUCAGCUAGUCACCACGACGUCGUCAAGACACCUAAUACAGACAAACCAUUACCCAAGUCACCAGGCUCCGCUUCCAAGCUAGGCAACUUCUUCGGCUGGGGAUCGCCAUCGCCAGCAUCGCCAGAGUUCUCCGACAAAGGCUUCUCUCCAAUCUCUUCGCAAUACGGGUUCUCCAAGUCCAACACCUUCCCAGAUGCUUCUCCUGCUACUCUCAGACAGUCGUCGCAUCUUGAAGCCCCCAGAGCAUCGUCAUUCGGAUCCGGGAAUUCGAGAGACUACUGCGAUUCUUACCUCGCAACACCACCAGCUAUCUCGCCGGCGGCCUCGGCCCAGAUCGACGAGAUGGAGGACGAGUUGAAGGCCAUCUCGACCGAACUGGCUGCGUCCAUUCGGCGCGAGAUGGACCUAGAAGAUCUUGUUGACAGAUAUCAAGCAGAAAGAGAUAACCCUACCACGACCGGAAGUAAGAGAACUAGUGACUACUUCUCCGAUUCCGGAUACAGCUCCGCCAAGUUCAGCGACUAUGAUCAGUCAAGGGAAGAGAUCGAGAAGAUCCAACGGCGGUCAGAGCAGGAGAAGGCGCAGCUCAGGCUGGAGCUGACGACCAAGGUUCAGGAUGAGAGGGCAAAGAGGCAACAGUUGGACGACCAGAUCAAGGAGCUAUCCGUCAGGGCCUCUCAGAUUGAUACUGCCCAGAUGAACAACAUGGACGCCACUGGUCGCGUAAAGGAACUGGAAGCGACCUGUGAGACCCUGCGAAGGAAGCUGUCCGAAGAACGCCAGGUCAAGGAUAACUUCGAAGAUCUGCUGUCGGCUCUCAGGGGUGAGCUUCAGAACGCCGCCAAUGAGCGUGACAACCUGCGUGAUGAGAUUGUUCCCCAGCUGCGGGCUCGCGUCGAAGGUCUUGAAGGCCAGGCUUCAGAACUUGAGAAGAUGAACUACGAAUCGACUAAGAUGCAACAGCAGCUACAGGCAUUGCAGGUGGAGAAUGACUCUUUGAGACAGGCCAAGGCGAUGAGCAGCAUCGCAGAGGAUUCCACUUCCCAGUCUAACUCCCAGGUGAACUCUCGUCGCUCCAGCCUUGCCAGGUCGAACUCCAUUACUGGUCCGCCGUCUGCAUUCAAGAUGUCAAGGGCGCCUGCUGGUCUCACGAGAUCGAAGUCCGUCAAGACGACUGAAUCCCGAGAGGCACUCUCGGACAGACUCAAGGACGUCGAAGAGCAAAGAGAUGCUCUCCACCGAGCCCUCAAGGCGCUCCUCGAGCGUCAAGAGUGCCAGAACCGCGAGAAUGAGAAAAAGAUUCGGAGCCUUGAGGUGGAGCGCGACCGGCUGUUGACUAGCUCACCGCAGAAGGCUGGUUUCGCCAGGGAGGUCUCCCAUCUCCGGGAAGAGAUCAAUGUACUACGCCGUAGGUCUGAGGAGGCACUCGAGCAGAAGUGGCAGGUCGAAAAGGGUCUUGCGGGAUUGAAGAUGGACCUCGACCGAGCUGAACAGGAGAUUGCAUCUCUAAGGAGCCUGCUUCAGGAGAAGGACAUCCUGAUCCCCGAGGCUUUUGCUCGCUCCAGCGGCAGCAGCGACGGACGGCCAUCAGUUCCCGUCACAUCGGAAUCUCUGACUACUGCCUAUGCCGACCUGCAGGCUGCGUACACGUCUGCAUUGGGCCGUGUCAAGCAGCUUGAGCUUGGCUCGUCCCCUCAGGAUGAGAAGACCAUGCUUGCUAUGCAGAAACUUGAGCAGAGUUUGCAAUCAGUUGUAUCAGAAAGGGAUAUACUACUCCAGGAUGCAUCUUCGUACAAGACACAGCUGGCUGCUCUUAAGGCUGGCGAGAAGAACUAUCUCGAGAGCGAGAAGGUGCUUUCGGACGAGCUCUCCGAGUCUGCCCGCCGCGUGGAGGAGCUGGCAACCCAAGUUCGUCAGCAGUUGUCUAACAACCAGAACUUGCGCCAGCGCCUAGCCGACACGGUGGCUCGAGGCGAUGCCGCGCAGAAGGCUAACGCCGAACGCAUCACCGCCAUGCAAGCCCGUCUGCGCACCCUUGAGGACCAAGUCAUCGCUGCUCAGACAGCCUCAGAUGAGCGUGUUGCUCGCCACGAGGAAGAGAUCUCCACGCUCAAGGAAAGCCACAACCAGCAACUAUCCCGACUCAGUGGCAACCUUCGGUCUCCCCGCACGUUCCCUCCAAAGUCUCCUAUGUCGCCGCUCUUUGCCGGCUCCAGCGCAAGGUCGCCUCGUCUCAGCUCAACACGUUCCGGCCCUGCGAUGAGCGUUGCGGAUGAGACUCAAGUUGCCUCCUUGAGAGCCAAGGUACUGGAGCUCGAGAGAGCGCUCACACAAGCCGACGCAGACAUGGAAGAGGUUGUAGGCCGCAUGAACUCGGCUCAGAUCGAGGUUCUGCAAUUGCAGGAGGAGCGAGAGGCGGCCAUGAGCCAGACGAGAAGGCUGGAGAGGGAGCUGCAGGCCGAGAAGGUGAAAGCCUUCGAGGACCGCUUCAAGUCGUUGCAGGUAUAG
Molecule: messenger RNA, 3336 nt
Organism: Neoarthrinium moseri
Lineage: Eukaryota; Fungi; Ascomycota; Sordariomycetes; Amphisphaeriales; Apiosporaceae
Exons: 2
Coding region: 1-3336 (1111 amino acids)
Source: RefSeq, a predicted model, not a curated record